Necator americanus (New World hookworm) is the source of this 2901-nucleotide messenger RNA. RefSeq lists its product as uncharacterized. Gene Ontology annotation, cellular component: plasma membrane. The coding region runs from base 1 to 2901 and encodes 966 amino acids. Gene Ontology annotation, biological process: transmembrane transport. The transcript has 26 exons. The record is from RefSeq and is a predicted model, not a curated record. Lineage: Eukaryota; Metazoa; Nematoda; Chromadorea; Rhabditida; Ancylostomatidae. Gene Ontology annotation, molecular function: oxalate transmembrane transporter activity; chloride transmembrane transporter activity; bicarbonate transmembrane transporter activity.
AUGGUACGAAAGGAGGCUGCGAAAGGAGAUGAAGCGAAGCCAUUGCUGGUGGAUCAGAAGAAGAGGAACGGAAAAGAAGGCAAGAAGGCAGCUCGUGACGACGUCGCCAAGGGAAGACAUGUAACGAUAGUUACUGGUGAUCAAUCUGGUGAGAAGAAUAAGCCGAAGAUAAGGGAAGAGGAGCGUAAGGAUGCGAUACAACAAGAUUUGGCAUCUACAUUCACGGCACCGUCACAGAGCACACAAUCGAUGAGUCCAGAAGGCAAAGAGCUGUAUCCCCCAGACCAAAUCAAAGAACUACGCCUCGAUGAUAUAAUGGAUGACACAAUCUCUCAAUCAUUUUCAAAAGCGCAAAAUGUUCAUAAGGAUGAAAGAAGAGGAGCAUUUAAACAGGAAGCCGAACCUGAAAGAGUGGUGCUUGAUCAGCAAUUAUUUGACAAACACUAUGGAUUUCGUAGGGUGGACUUAACACUUGGAAGGAAGGUUCACUGGCAUUUCAAACAAGUUUUAAAAUGGGGACGCGUCGACUGGGCACAUUUUUUAAUGGGACGAGUGCCAAUAACAAAAUGGUUGCCGACUUACAAUUGGAGGGAUGAUCUAAGAGCAGACGUACUCGGAGGAGUAAUGUUAUCAAUCAUGUCUCUUCCUCAAGCUCUCGCAUAUGGAUACCUAGUUGGAGUGCCGCCCAUAUACGGCUUAAUUACUGCAACAUUUGGUCCGUUUGUGUAUGCAAUAUUUGGAAGUUCACGACAUAAUUCACCAGGUUGUUUUGCGAUUGCUGCUUUGAUGGUAGGCGGAGUUGUCGAGCGGUUCGCUCCGGGCAAUGAGAUUCUAGCCGCUCCGAAUAAUACUCAUCAUCCGACCUUCAUAUGCUGCAAAACUGCAUCUUCAGGUGUACCUCCCGAAGAUGCAGUUGGCAUUUCUACAUCCCUCACUUUUGUAGUGGGACUAUGGCAGAUUUUCUUCGGGCUCUUGAAUGCCGGGCUGCUUGCAGUUUGGCUGUCUGAUCAAUUGGUUCAAGGUCUUACAUCCGGAGCCGCAGUACAUGUCCUUACUUCACAACUCAAAUCCCUGUUAGGGGUCGAUGGACUCCCGCCUACGAGUGAACCGUUUGGGCUAAUCAGGUUUUAUAUGUGUUUCUCUCAAAGGAUAAACACAAUAAAAGUACAAAGCGCUGUGGUUUCUGCUAUAGGCCUCUUCCUUUUGUUGUUUUCCAGUUAUUUUAUUGAUCCUAUUCUCAAGAAAUGGACUAACGUUAAAUUUCCCAUGGAAUUCCUCUUAGUCAUUUUCUCUAUUCUUCUCGUCUUCUUAUCGCAAGAUACCCGCUAUCAAAUCAACGUUCCAAUUGUUGGGAAGGUAGAAUCUGGAUUCCCCAGUCCACGAUUGCCGUCUUUUGAACUCGCUGGUGAUCUCGUAUGGCAGGGCAUCACUGUCGCUAUCAUUUCGUUCGUUAUUCACAUUGCACUUGCUAAAUUAGUUUCAAAAAAGUUUCACUAUGAGAUCGAUACAAACCAGGAAUGGUUUGCACUUGGUGCAAUGCACACAUUAUCGUCUUUUUUCGGAUGCUUUGUUGGUGGGUCCUCUAUUGGUCGAACAAUGAUGCAAGUAAAAUUUGGAACUAGAAGUCAGCUCUCAACAAUCGUGUGUUGCACAGUAAUGGUUGGAUUUGUGUACGGUGCAGGAGUUUUUAUUUAUCAUCUUCCGAAGGCUGUUCUAGCUUGUAUCAUAGUCGCCGCAAUGAAAGAUCUAUUCGUUCAGAUCGUACGAGGAUUUCGAUUGUGCAAAGAGAGUACUGUGGACUUUAUGAUAUUUUUUGUAACUCUCGUCUCCGUGAUUCUAAUAAACGUAAAUACUGGUCUUAUUAUUGGGAUCGUCUUCGCCUUACUCACAGUAGUCUUUCGGACACAAUGGGCUGACAGUACCUGCAUGGGACGAAUUCCUGGUACUUCGGAUUUCAAAGGAUUAGGUCAUUAUCGCAGUGCAGAAGAAAUUCCAGGAAUAAAGGUUUUUCGUUUUGAUGCACCACUAUAUUUUGCCAAUGCAGAGCUGUUUAUUCUAAGCGUUCAUAACGCCUGUGGAUUGAAUCCAGUGCUUGUCAAAUCAAAGCUGGUUGAACAAGCAGCUGCAGAGAGAACUAGAGUUUCGAUGGAGGAUAGCGCUGAGGCUCAAAAAGUCGGUGCCGGCUCUGACAUGCAACUGCGCGUGGUUGGACGCCGUCUUGCUGAUGCGUCUGCAGAGUUGGUGAAAGAGGAUCCAACCGAACAUGUAGUAACCCAGCUUACGCACAUAAUCGUAGACUGUUCAACUAUUCCCUAUAUAGACUUGAUGGGAAAGGAUGCUAUUGCUCAAACAUUUGCGGACUAUGCCACCAUUGAUAUUACUGUUUUGAUUGCGAACUGUAAAGUAGCUGUGCGACAACUGUUUGAAACUAGCGAUUUCUAUCAGAAGGUGCCAAAGAAUAGGAUGUUUGUGAGCGUCAAUGAUGCUGUAACUCAAGCCCUCAAAGAGCAGCGAGAGCGUUUCCCUGAUCGUCCACCAAUGAUCGACCCCUCCGAGAUACAGCCAGCUAUAGUAAAUCCUGUGGCCCUCUCGCCAAUGGUGAAGACUGUUGUCAGCAAUGUGUUUGAAGAAGGAGAGGAACAAGCGACACAGAGUCCCGGUUCGAUUACACGCUCAACGCAGCGUGCGGAUCUCUCAAGUGCUGUUAAAAGAGAGAGCGCUAAAGCACGAAAAGUAACUUUGAAAUUGGAAAAGAAGAAGGAUGAGAAAGCUAAGAAAGAUGAGAAAAAGAAGGAUGAACCCCCGAAGAAAGAAGAAAAAAAGAAGGAAGAAGUGAAAAAGCCGAUAUGGCGUCGUCCGUUCUUGAAGACCACAAAGAAGGAUUUGGAUAACACCCAAUAG